AUCAUCAGAACAGGAGCGGAGGCAGACAUGAGACAUUUAGCACAGAAAUGUACAGGAGGCACAUACCGUUUUAUGCUACACACAGAUAACACCACUACCGGAUCCGGUUUAUAGCCAACCCGUUAACCGUUGGAAUCUCCACCAAGCGAUCCGUCCAUGCGAAGCCUAGCCUUGCUUCUAGUUCCGUGUGUUGUCGCGGUAGUGGUGCACUUCUGGUUGUGGACAAACAGAGCGACCAUCUCGUUGGAGAAAGAUUCUGAUGAGGACUCGGCAGCAUCUCCCUGUGGUGAGGUGCUGGUGGGGGUGUUGUCUGCCAGACAUCACUAUGAUCUCAGACAGGCUAUAAGAGAGACGUGGUUGGGAUACCUCCGGGACCAUACACACUACCGACGCAGGGUGCAGGUGAAGUUUAUCAUUGGGAAACAUGGCUGUCCCAUUCCAGAGGAGGACAGAGAGGAUCCCUACUCAUGUUCCCUCUUGAACCUCACAGACCCAGCUCCAGGACAGGAUAAGGAGAUGGAGCUGGUGGAGGUGUCUGACCCGUCUGUCCUUGUCCCUGGGGAGGUCUCCUCUGUGGCCCUGGACUUUAAGGUCCUCCACCCCCUAGUCAUCACCAGGUUGGGGGUGUUCCCUACUGGACCUCACAUGGAGAUAGAAGGGAAUGUCACCGUCAGGCUGCUGCAGCUGGAACAACAGGAGGCAGUGGUGACGGCCUGCUUCAGCCCACUCAGUCCUGGGACAAGUCUGAACGGUGUGUGGCACAAACCAGUGGAGUGGUUCAUUCUGCCCAAGGGCUUUGAGGGGACUCUGGUCUGGGAGAGUCCUGACUUAGCUGGUCUGACUACGGUCAACACAUCCCGGGUGAAGCUGAACAACGGGGGAGGAGUCCUCAAGUUUUCCUCUAUCGAUGAGGGGACGUUGCCUCACAGGAGUGCUCUGGGCUUCCCAGGGUUGGCUGGAGGGUUCACCUUCAGAAUCCAUGACAUGGCCUCCCUGUGGGAGGUGCUGCAUGGCCGACAGGGGCGGAUCCAGAGUCAUGGCACCAGACUGCAGAUGGAGGACAGGUCUCUGGAGCAGGAGGGUCUGCGUUAUGGAGACAUAGUGUUUGUGGAUGUAGUAGAUACAUACAGGAACGUGCCUUCUAAACUACUGCAGUUCUACAAGUGGUCGGUGGGAAACGCUGCGUUUGAUCUGCUCCUGAAGACGGAUGAUGAUUGUUAUAUUGACGUGGACAAGGUUUUAAUGAAGAUCGACCACAAGGGCCUGAAGAGAGACAACUUCUGGUGGGGAAAUUUCCGUCAGAGCUGGGCGGUGGACCGCAUUGGGAAGUGGCAGGAGCUAGAAUACGCCAGUCCAGCCUACCCGGCCUUCGCCUGCGGCUCGGGGUACGUGGCCUCCAGGGACCUCGUCCAAUGGCUGGCCAGCAAUGCAGUGCAACUCAAGGCCUACCAGGGGGAAGAUGUGAGCAUGGGGAUCUGGAUGGCUGCUGUUGGACCACAGAAAUACCAGGAUGCAGGCUGGCUGUGUGAGAAGGACUGCUACCAGGACAUGCUGUCGUCGCCCCAACACUCCCCCGAGGAGCUCCGCUCGCUCUGGGCUAGGAAGAGGGCCUGCGGGGACCCCUGUGGAUGUCCCUGGGGACACAGCUAACGUUAGCUAACAGCCUGGGCAGGUAGUUGGCUAACGGCCUGGGCAGGUAGUUGGCUAACGGCCUGGGCAGGUAGUUGGCUAACGGCCUGGGCAGGUAGUAACCUGUUCACUGCAAAUAAGAGCCUUGUUGAACACAACUCUAGGUGUCAUCGUCUCAGUAGGAUUGCUGAUCUAGGAACAGGCCCCUCCUGUCCGUGUUAACUUAUUAAUUAUGAUCUAAAAGGCUAAGCUGAUCCUAGGCCAGCACUCCGAGACGCUUGACACAUACAACCCUAGGUCUCUACAGUGUACAAAGCAUUAGGAACACCUUCCUAAUAUUGAGUUGCACCUGUUCAAAAGCACUUCAAUAUUUUGUCUUGCCCAUUCACCCUCUGAAUGACACACAUACACAAUCCAUGUCUCAAU
This is a messenger RNA of Oncorhynchus tshawytscha (Chinook salmon), 2055 nucleotides long. It is a transcript of the gene b3galnt2, whose product is annotated as beta-1,3-N-acetylgalactosaminyltransferase 2. Gene Ontology annotation, cellular component: membrane. The coding region runs from base 157 to 1650 and encodes 497 amino acids. The transcript is spliced from 12 exons. Gene Ontology annotation, molecular function: hexosyltransferase activity. Lineage: Eukaryota; Metazoa; Chordata; Actinopteri; Salmoniformes; Salmonidae. The record is from RefSeq and is a predicted model, not a curated record.